This is a messenger RNA of Melanaphis sacchari, 3439 nucleotides long. Its product is annotated as zinc finger protein rotund-like. The transcript is spliced from 7 exons. Gene Ontology annotation, cellular component: nucleus. The record is from RefSeq and is a predicted model, not a curated record. NCBI's taxonomy places the organism in Eukaryota, Metazoa, Arthropoda, Insecta, Hemiptera, Aphididae. Bases 445 to 2733 code for a protein of 762 amino acids. Gene Ontology annotation, molecular function: DNA-binding transcription repressor activity, RNA polymerase II-specific; RNA polymerase II cis-regulatory region sequence-specific DNA binding. Gene Ontology annotation, biological process: negative regulation of transcription by RNA polymerase II; central nervous system development.
CUGUCUCUCUCCGUCUAACCAUAACAGCGGUCCGUGUACACCGCGCAUCGCUCCCGUACAAUACACACGGCAGUGAGCAGUUAUCGCCGGCCCGCCGCCGUCAGGUUUAACCCCACGUGAUUUUGGCGCGCGACCGUCGAACCCGGCGCGAUCGCCCCGAAACGCGAAUAUUAAAAAUUUUUAUACAAUCGUUAUAAUAAUCGUACGCCAAACACACUAUAGUACCGAUCGUCCAAUAUUUAUUAGUGUUCGCACAGCGACACGACCUCGGUAACAAAUACAGAGGUAAUCGUCGUCGUCGUCGUCGUCGGUGGUGUUUUUUUUUUUUUUUCGUUUUUUCGGUUUUCCCCGUCGUCCGCGUAACCGUGCCGUUUGUCGUCCGUUCGCGUUCCGCGUUUUCAAGCGCGUUUGCCGGGUCCGCGCCGUGGACGAUUCGCUUGUUUAAUGUAUCCGUGGUAUCCGAGGGAUACGGCCGAAGUGCAGGUGUGCGCCACAGGACCGCAGUCGUCCGGCAGCCCGACGUCCGCCACGUCGCCGGCCAUCAAGAGCGAGAGCGGUUCGGCGUACGGCGACUGCAUGGAUUACGCACUACACGCAAAGAAGGCGGCUUUCCUGUGGCCGUCACCGGAGCAACAGGCACAGCAGCAGCAGCAGCAACAGCAGCAGCAGCAGCAACAGCAGCAACAACAGCAACAACAGCAGCAACAACAGCAGCUCCAACAACAGCAACAGCAGCAGCAAAAUAACCUGGCCGUGGCCGGUGGUCAGACUUUGGGCCCCGGCGCCGGUAGCCUGAACAACAACAACAACAACAGUAGCAGCAACAACAAUAACAACAACAACAACAACAACAAUAACAACAGCAGCAGCCACUUGAACGGCAACAAGUGUGGCGUCGGCGGUGUCGGGUCGGCCGUCCACCCGCAACACCUACAGCAGCAAGGUGGCGCGGCCACCGGGGCGGGCGGCACCGGACUGGUGCACUGGAUGUCCAUGAUGGCCGAGCACAUGAACAACGCCGCGGCCACACAUCACCAUCACCAUCACCCGCACCACCACCAUCACCCAGCCGAUCCGGCCAACGCCAUGCACUACAUGUGGAACACGCCGGCCGUAGACGUGCAAUGUGGUGGACAUGGCAAAGAAGUGGACUAUAGUUGGACUAGACAGACAGCCAUGAAACAAGGCUAUGAGGCGAAAAUGAACAACAACGAUCAUAUUCAACAACUUUCAAAAGGUGGUAUGGAGGAUGGUUCUGGUAUGUACCAACAGCACGGGGGUGGUACGCCGAGGUCGCAUAGUACAGCAAGCACGGCUAGCAGCAUUUCACCCACUGGUAACUCGGCGACGCCCAUGUUGAUUGUACCGCAUCCGAUAAAUGCCACCAAAAUCACGGACGCACAUCACGUGGUCACGCAUCAAAAUGGUGGUGGCCGAAAAUAUACAUGCAAAAUGUGCCCAUCGGGUCGCGGUAGGAAGCGGGGCGUGAACAAAGGUAGAGACGGUCUCGGAUGGUCGAGUGUGGACCACGGAAACCCAGAGCAGAUAUUCGCAUCCAAGUCGGAAUUGCAAUUGCACUCGCAGCUGCACGUCAAAGACGUAAAACCGUACAAAUGCCAUCAGUGCAACAAGACGUUCGCCAACAGCUCGUACCUGAGCCAGCACACGCGCAUUCAUCUGGGCAUCAAACCGUACCGGUGCGACAUCUGCCAGCGGAGGUUCACGCAACUCAGCCACCUGCAGCAGCACAUACGCACGCACACCGGCGACAAGCCGUACAAGUGCAGGCACCCGGGCUGCACCAAAGCGUUCUCGCAGCUCAGCAACCUGCAGUCGCACUCCCGGUGUCACCAAACGGACAAACCGUUCAAGUGCAACUCGUGCUACAAGUGCUUCCAGGACGAGCAGUCGCUGCUCGAGCACAUACCCAAGCACAAGGAAUCCAAACACCUGAAGACGCACAUAUGCCAGUACUGCGGCAAGUCGUACACGCAGGAGACGUACCUGUCCAAGCACAUGCAGAAACACGCCGAGCGGAUGGACAAGCGGCCGCCGAUCAUCGGCAUACCGCGCGUGGCCCUGGAGAACGGCGCGUACUGGGGCAAGAUGUCGCCGGACACGGCUAACAACCUGGUGGAAGCCAUCAACCAGCAACAGCAACAGCAAGAGUGCAUGCAGGGAGGAGGCGGCGGCGGCGGUGGUUCCAACGGCGGCGGCGGUGGCGGCGUCGCUACCGCCGGCGACUUGAACGCCGGUGGACCGUCCAGCACCGCGGGGUCCGUAACCGCGGACGACCAGCCGUCCAACAGGCACGGCUCCCACCUACCCACAGCGCCAUCCGAGUACCUGUCGGACGCGUCGUCCGUGCCCAAGACCAGCACGUCCGCGUUCACGCCCAUCCAGUCUUUCGGGCUGCCCACGCACCCGCCGCCGCCACCGCCGUCGCACCACCCGCACCACCCGCACCACCAGCAGCACCACCAGCAGACCAUGUACAUGCCGUACAACCACUUGUCGUUCCCGGGCGCCAAGCAGCUGGGCGCGCACGGCCACCAACUGUCGCCGAUGGCCGGGCCCAUGGACAUGAAGCCACCGUCCGUCGGGUCCGUGCCCAACGGGUUCCCGAAUCAGCUGAUCUCGCUGCACCACAUACGCAACUACUCGCACCAGCCGAGUCCUUCGUCCAUCAUGUCCGAACACCUGUUGCACGGCAUGAAGGACAAAGUGCAGUAGUAGCGGACACGCCGACCUCCGCCGCCGCCGCCGCCGCCGCCGCCGUGCAACCGCGUUUUCUCGUCACGAUAAUCAAUAUAAUAACAUACAUCAUGCGCUCGCGUUUAUCGUGUGACGCGCGCGUCCUGCUGCACGUUGGAGGCACGCCACCCCCACGACUCGCCGCGCGAGUCUUCCGCACAGCGUGUCGUUACGACAUCUGUAUUUAAUGUGUACAGUGUAAUAUUAUGCAUAAUGUCAUAUAAUGAAAUAAUUGUCGUACGUGCGUGUAUUGGCACGCGGAAAACCGUAUUAAUUAUAAUAUUUAUAUAUAUGUAACGCCCGCGCAAGGUAUUCCUCGUCAUAUUAUAUUAUUAUAUAUUAAUAUCGUCGUCGUCGUCGUCGUCGUCGUCGUCGUCGUGUCGUCUGUGUCGCGUGUCGUCGUCUGUUAGAUAUGUCUAUAUCGUAUACGCACGUAUGCGUAUUGUAUACCGGGUAUGGUAUAAACCGACCGUUGGGUAAUAUCGUAUGUCUGCGUAUAUUGUAUUUACCUACCUUGCAGAGCACGACGCAAGCCAACUGUGAUGACGCACACGGCAGUGCAGCGAAUGCUGUCGAGACGACCACUAAAAUUUUCUCGCCAAUUUACGUCGUUUAAAAUCAUUAUUAUUAUUAUUAUUAUUAUUAUUAUUUGUAUUAUUAUAAUUAUUAUUAUUAUUAUUAUUAU